CACCCCCAUCCUCACCCCCUUCCUCAUCAUCACCCACAACAACAACAACCUCCACCAGCAAGAGCAACACCACCACAGCCCUCCACAGCCCAGAAGCCGCAAUGCAGACGUCAGAGACUGGGUCAGACACAGGUUCAACAGUGACUUUACAGACUUCUGUAGCUGGUCAAGCAGCCGUGCCCACGCAAGUGGUACAGCAGUUACCAGUGCAGCAACAGGUUCAGCAAGUGCAAACUGUACAACAAGUACAGCAUGUAUAUCCAGCUCAGGUGCAGUAUGUGGAGGGAAGUGACACAGUCUACACAAAUGGAGCUAUACGAACAACUACGUAUCCUUACUCAGAAACUCAGAUGUACAGCCAAAACACUGGGGGGAAUUACUUUGAUACCCAAGGAAGUUCUGCACAGGUGACAACAGUGGUCUCUUCUCAUAGUAUGGUGGGAACUGGAGGCAUUCAGAUGGGUGUCACUGGAGGACAGCUUAUCAGCAGCACUGGAGGUACCUACCUGAUUGGCAAUUCAAUGGAAAAUUCAGGCCAUUCAGUGACUCACACAACACGAGCCUCCCCAGCUACAAUUGAAAUGGCGAUUGAGACACUACAAAAGUCUGAUGGUCUGUCCACUCACAGAAGCUCUCUUCUCAACAGCCAUCUCCAGUGGCUUUUAGACAACUAUGAAACGGCAGAAGGAGUGAGUCUGCCCAGAAGCACCCUCUACAACCAUUACUUGAGACACUGUCAAGAGCAUAAAUUGGACCCAGUCAAUGCUGCUUCUUUUGGAAAGCUAAUAAGGUCAAUUUUCAUGGGCCUACGGACCAGGAGAUUGGGAACCAGGGGGAACUCCAAAUAUCAUUACUAUGGGAUUCGUGUCAAGCCAGACUCUCCUCUUAAUCGUCUACAAGAGGACAUGCAAUAUAUGGCUAUGAGACAGCAACCCAUGCAGCAGAAACAAAGGUACAAGCCUAUGCAGAAGGUGGAUGGAGUCACAGAUGGUUUCACAGCAAGUGGACAGCAGACAGGUGCAUCUGUUGAACAAACUGUAAUUGCUCAAAGUCAGCAUCAUCAACAGUUUUUGGAUGCAUCUCGAGCACUUCCAGAGUUUGGAGAAGUUGAAAUAUCUUCUCUGCCAGAUGGUACUACUUUUGAGGAUAUCAAGUCAUUGCAGAGUCUCUAUCGAGAGCACUGUGAGGCUAUAUUGGAUGUUGUAGUGAACCUUCAGUUUAGCCUAAUAGAAAAAUUGUGGCAAACUUUCUGGCGCUAUUCUCCCUCAACAACAACCGAUGGCACUAUUACUGAACCAAGCAAUCUGAGUGAAAUAGAAAGUCGACUUCCGAAAGCAAAGCUGAUUACUCUGUGCAAAAAUGAGUCAAUUCUGAAAUGGAUGUGUAACUGUGACCAUGUGAUGUACCAGGCUUUGGUGGAGAUUCUCAUUCCUGACGUCCUUAGACCUAUUCCUAGUGCCUUGACCCAAGCCAUUCGCAAUUUUGCAAAAAGCCUUGAAGGUUGGCUUUCCAAUGCCAUGAACAAUAUUCCACAGAGAAUGAUUCAAACCAAGGUUGCCGCUGUAAGUGCCUUUGCUCAGACUCUGCGAAGAUACACAUCUCUUAAUCACCUGGCUCAGGCGGCUCGUGCUGUGCUGCAGAAUACUUCUCAAAUCAACCAGAUGCUCAAUGACCUCAACCGUGUUGAUUUUGCCAAUGUCCAGGAGCAGGCUUCCUGGGUGUGCCAGUGUGACGACAACAUGGUACAGAGGUUGGAAACAGAUUUCAAGAUGACUCUUCAGCAGCAGAGCACUCUGGAGCAGUGGGCUGCCUGGCUUGAUAAUGUAAUGAUGCAAGCACUGAAACCAUAUGAAGGAAGACCUAGUUUUCCUAAAGCAGCACGGCAGUUUCUUUUAAAGUGGUCCUUCUACAGCUCAAUGGUUAUUCGAGAUUUAACUUUGCGCAGUGCUGCUAGCUUUGGUUCUUUUCAUCUGAUCCGUCUGUUAUAUGAUGAAUACAUGUUUUACUUGGUAGAACAUCGUGUUGCUCAAGCCACAGGAGAGACACCUAUUGCAGUCAUGGGAGAGUUUGGUGAUUUAAAUGCUGUGUCCCCUGGAAAUAUGGACAAAGAUGAAGGCAGUGAAGUUGAAAGCGAAAUAGAUGAAGAGCUGGAUGAAUCUGGAGAGCCACAAGCAAAGAGAGAGAAGACUGAAAUAAACCAGGCCUUUCAGGUGGGCUGCCUACAGCCGGUACUCGAGAGUGGAGUACAGCAGAGCCUCCUGAAUCCUCUUCACAAUGAACACAUUGUUACAGCUACUCAAACUAUAAGACAGUGCAGUGCUACUGGAAAUACAUAUACUGCAGUCUAA
This is a messenger RNA of Gekko japonicus, 2348 nucleotides long. RefSeq names its product regulatory factor X3 (gene RFX3). The transcript is spliced from 17 exons. Gene Ontology annotation, cellular component: nucleus. Gene Ontology annotation, molecular function: DNA-binding transcription factor activity, RNA polymerase II-specific; RNA polymerase II cis-regulatory region sequence-specific DNA binding. Lineage: Eukaryota; Metazoa; Chordata; Lepidosauria; Squamata; Gekkonidae. The record is from RefSeq and is a predicted model, not a curated record. The coding region runs from base 102 to 2348 and encodes 748 amino acids. Gene Ontology annotation, biological process: regulation of transcription by RNA polymerase II.